AUGAGGUCCUACAACGACCGGCCCUCGGAAACCCCGACAACACCGACAAGGUCCACUUCUUUGUACACUUUUGAUUCAACUGUUGAGCAGUAUCAGCAUGUUUUUAUUGGUGUUGGAGUCAGUGAAUGGAUGAAAUUGGGCACAGCAUGUCAGUGUGUGGUAGAGCCUUCUAAGUAUUGCUGUUUCUUCACAUCUAUCUACUUCAGAGUAAACGGUGAAGUAGGACCCUAA
Cylicocyclus nassatus is the source of this 231-nucleotide messenger RNA. NCBI's taxonomy places the organism in Eukaryota, Metazoa, Nematoda, Chromadorea, Rhabditida, Strongylidae. The record is from the annotation of a GenBank genome assembly.